Molecule: messenger RNA, 1824 nt
Organism: Taeniopygia guttata (zebra finch)
Lineage: Eukaryota; Metazoa; Chordata; Aves; Passeriformes; Estrildidae
Source: RefSeq, a predicted model, not a curated record
AUGACAGACCAAGGAGGUCCCAGUGCCCUGAAGCUUGAGGACCAUGACUGGGAGAUUGAUAACUCCCACUUGACCGUGAAAUUAGACUUCAACAAAUCAGAAAGAUGGGAGAUCACCAACCAUGCAGAGUUUAACAAAGGCCUUCCGCCUGCGCCCUUGCCGAGCGUUGAUUGGUCUCUGCGAGAGCGGGGCUUACCCUCACCCGCCUGGCGGUUGGGCGAGAGCCCCGUCAGUCAGGGGCGGGGCUCGGGGGGGGCUGGCGGGCCGUUCGAACGGCGCUGCCGCUGCUGGCGCGGCUCGGGGCGGGCUCCGGGCGCCGCGGGUCCGGGAGCCCGGCCCGGCUCGGCCCGGCUCGGCUCAGCCCAGCGCAGCUCGGCCCGGCCCGGCCCGGCCCUGCCCGGCCCGGCGGAGGAGCUCCCGCCCGGCCUCCCUCCUCUCAGAGCGGCCGGGGGCCAAGCAAGGCUCCCUUGGCGGCCGCCGUGUCCCGGCCGGGAUGGGCCGCGCGGCUCCCGCCGGCUCCGCCGUGGCCGUCCCGGGAGAGACAACGGCCGAGGCUUUGCGCUGCGGGGUCCUGGAGAAACGCGGCAGCCGCCACACUGCGGGGCAGUGCCCUUCCCUGGCUCAGCGCCCAGUGCCAACAGAACACCUUGCAGGAUCCUCAGCAGCGCAGACAACGUGUCAGGUGAGGACGGCUUCACAGGAGCGCUCAUCCGGGCCAAGGCUGGGAGGAGAGCCACAGCCAUCAGAGAGAACCGGGUUACAGCAGACAGUACAUCCUCAGGGGCUCUCCUGCCUUGUGCGAGUGUGGUGCCAAUGCCCCUGCAGUGCCACAGGGCUGGCUGUGGCUUCCUUCAGGUGGGAAGCGUUCCCUGCCUAAAAAGUGUCCUCUGCCUUUGUGGUGCACCUGCAGAAUCCCACGUGAAGCACAAAGCUGGAUGCUCAAGAGCAGAGGAUCUAUCAACUGCAGACCAAGCAGAGGGAGAGGCAGGCAGACCUGGAGCAGAAAUGCAGCCAGAGCAGCAGCUCAGCCAGGACCUGGGGGCCAGCCACCAGCUACGGAAAGGAGCUUGGAGCAGGAGUCUGGUUGGUGCAUCCAUGCUGGGCUAUAGAGGCCACAGAUCCCACGGUGGUUCCAGGAGCACUCUGCCAGCCUCAGCCACCCGCAGCUCAUGGGCUCAGGAAGCAGAAAUGGGGUCUUGCAUUCCAUCAAUCACAGCCCCAAGCCUAAUUCCUGAGGAGGAACAGAGCUACAGCAGCUGAGACUGCAGUGAGCUCUUGUGAGAAAGAUGGUGCAAAUGCCCCAGAUCUUCAGCAAGAUUAGGACCAUCUGGCUGAGUCAUACCUUGGAGACUGGGGACAGCUGCUAAACAUCUGGAAAAAAGAAGACAUUUUAUAAGGUCAGCAGACCUGGCCUCUUCCAGACACAUUUACCCUCUAGUGUUUGCCCACCUGAGGGGCUCGGUAAUGCUGUGGAAUGCCAAUGUAGCCAGAUGAAUCAGUGCUGGCGUGAACUAUCCAAGAGCACAAAUAGCAUCAUGUUCUUGUGAUCCUCCUUUGCAUUUCCUUCCUGCAGGUUCCCGGGGUUAGCAGGAAGGGAUUGACCUCCAGUACCCACGGUCGUGAAAAUUUCCCCUUACUCUGAAAUCAGUAACUUCUCUGACUAAGAUAGCUUCAGACAAGCGUUUGGCUGAACUUGAAGACAUCAAGAGACAGACAUCCUCCUCUGGCAGUCAGUCUCUUCACAUCACUCCCACUGUUUUGGGUUUUUUUCUUCUCAUGAUUGCUAUGCCAACAGAGCUAAUGAAGCUUUCUAUGCAGCAGCAA